CUGUUUAUAAGAAUUUUAUACAAAGAUGACAUUUUUUGAGAAAUAACAGUAACUGUUAUUUCGAAAGUAACAAUAACAGUUAUUAAAAUUAAUAACAAGUUGCUGUCAUUAAUCAAUUUUAUCUUAGUUCGUGACACAGUUAGUUAGUUCUUGGUAAUAAUUAAUUGUGUCGAUGGUAGCAAUCGUUUAACUAUACUAGCGUAAUAUUUUUAAAAAUAUCUCUAUCUUAUAAAUAUUAAUACCUUUUUCUUAAAAAAUUUUAAAGUGUUCAUUUUUGAAAUAUAUGUUAUGUAAAUUAUUUUAAAAUUUACGAAUAACCGAACCUUAAACAAAUUAAAUUUUAAAUUAUAGUCUAUUAUUGAGAAAGUACUAUAGUAAAGUUAUGAAGGAAUUAAAUGAUAAUCGUCAAGCCAACAUUAAAUUUAUAUCUGCUAGAAAUUUGGUUCAAAAAAUUGGUGUGUACGAAUCAAAAAAUCGUUAUUUUGUUGUUGGCUCUAAUAAUGCUAGGACUAAAUUCCGUGUAUUAAAAAUUGACCGAACAGAAGGUCAUGAUUUAACAAUUGUUGAUGAUCAAGUUGAAUAUUCUGAACAUGAUAUGAUUAGUGUUUUAAGCCUUGGUGUUCAUAGAAAUACAGGAUUGAAUAAAAUAGCAUCAGCUUUUGGUAUUGUAGGAUUUGUUAAGUUACUAGAAGGCUACUAUAUGAUACUUAUUACAAAAAGACGAAGAGUUGCAGUUAUCGGACAGGAAAUAAUUUAUAAGAUUGAAGAUACAUCAAUGAUAUAUAUUCCUAACGAUGCUUAUAGAAUCCCUAAUAUUAAUGAACCACGAUACUUGAAAAUAUUUCAAAGUGUGGAUUUGUCAAGUAAUUUUUAUUUUAGUUACAGUUAUGAUGUUACACAAACAUUACAAGUCAAUUUGGCCGUUGCUCAAAAUAUUCCAAAAAAUUCAAAUGGUGAUCUAUUAUAUAUAACACGUAGUAACUCAAAUAAAAUUUUUGUUUGGAAUGACUAUUUGUUAAAGAAUGUGCGAGAUAAACUUCAUCCAGAUUGGGUCUUAAACAUAAUGCAUGGUUUUAUUAGCCAAUCUAAUGUGUCAAUUUUCGGUCGUCCAAUAUACAUAACAUUAAUAGCUAGAAGAUCGAAUAGAUAUGCUGGUACUCGAUUUCUGAAAAGAGGAGCAAAUAAUAAAGGGGAAGUAGGAAAUGAAGUGGAAACUGAACAAAUAGUUCAAGAUGUUGGUGUGAGCUGUCAAAAUCACUUAUAUAUAAGUUCUUUCUUACAAAUGAGAGGUUCUGUACCUGGUUUAUGGAGUCAAGAUAUGACUAAAAUGGUACCUAAACCAACAAUAUUAUUUGAAUUACCUGAUCCUUUCCAUGAAAUAUCUGGUCGACAUUUUAAUAAUAUUUAUCAAAGAUACGGAUCACCAACUGUCAUUAUAAACUUGGUAAAAAAACGCGAAAAAAAAGUACAUGAAUCUCAAUUAAGUGAACAUUUAACAUCAGCUGUUAAAUAUUUAAACCAAUUUUUACCUCCUAGUUAUCACAUUCAAUACAUAAGUUUUGAUAUGUCAAGAAUGAAUAAAAGCAAAAAUGUUAAUGUUAUGAGACGUCUCGAUGAUAUUGCUCGUAUGGCUAUUAAUAAAACUGGUAUGUAUAUUAAUAGUCCACAUGUUGCUAAUAAACCCAGUUUUGGAUAUGAAAAGAAUAACAUUGUUCUUCAAACAGGCAUUAUUAGAGUAAAUUGUGUUGAUUGCUUAGAUCGAACAAAUACAGCACAAUUUGCUCUUGGAAAGUGUGCAUUAGCAUAUCAGCUUUACUAUUUAGGUUUAUUAGAAACACCUUCAUUAGAAUAUGACACAGACUGUGUACGUUUAUUAGAAGUAUCAUAUGAAGACCAUGGAGAUACUUUAGCUUUACAGUAUGGAGGUUCGCAGUUAAUUCAUCGCAUAAAAACCUACAGAAAAACUGCUCCAUGGACAUCACAAGGGAAUGACAUAAUGCAAACCUUAAGCCGUUAUUACAGUAACACUUUUUCAGAUACUGAAAAGCAAAAUGCCAUUAAUUUAUUCCUAGGAUUAUUUAUUCCAAACGAAAAUCAACCACAUAUUUGGGAACAAAAUUAUGACUAUUAUUUACACCAUCCUGAAACAAUUUCUUAUUCUUCAAAUUCUUGUGUUCCGUUGACUCAAUGGUGGGAUGAUGAUGUUUUAGAUUGUUUACCUUUAUCUUACGCUGAACAUAAAAAACAAUAUAACCAUAUCUGUCCUUCAAAUGCUUUAAAAGCUGAUGAUUUUGAUAGUUUUGCUUAUUUUUAUAGAACUGAUGAAUUUAGUGUAAUGUCUGAAAGUUAUACAUUCGAAAUAAGUCACUCAGUGAGGGAUUUCAUGCCAAAUUGUGUAACUGAUUUUAGUCCUUUUUCAAUAAGAAUUAGACCAGGCAAAAAACGAGAGCAAAUAUCAGAUAAAACAAAAAAUCCAUCCAUGACUGGUAGUUCUUCUACUAACUCAAUUAAUUCAAGUAGUAGCUGUGGAACUAGUGAAAGUGACGAUGAUACUAACUAUUCUAAACGAACUGAAUCUCUUAACAUUGUUUCUAAAGAUAAUUCAAUUACAUUUGAUAUACAAGCAGAACAAAUUAUAAGUUAUGGAAUUAACUUGUGUACAAUAAAACCAAAUGAUAUUGCUACCUAUAAAAAGUAUGUUCUGAUGGCAAGUGAUCCGUCUACAAUUAUUUCUGUAACUCAAAGUGUUCAACCUAGAUAUGAUAGUUCCUUUAGUGUUUCAUUAUCAGAUGUCAGUUCAUCAAAUAUGUAUUUGUAUGAAUCAUAUGUACGAAAUGGAUUGCAAGGGGCACAUCAAUGUAAUGACAAUGCUAUUCUUGAAUACAAAAAAUACAUUGUUAAUAUAUAGAAAAAUUAACAUUUUAAUUUGCCAAUUUUUUUGUUAUAAUGUAACAUAUAAUUGAGUAAUAAUAUAUAUAUUUAUCUUAAAUAAAACUUAUGUAAUAUAAAAAAUAAAAUGUUGAUCUGGAU
This is a messenger RNA of Daktulosphaira vitifoliae (grape phylloxera), 3030 nucleotides long. It is a transcript of the gene FIG4, whose product is annotated as polyphosphoinositide phosphatase. Bases 383 to 2908 code for a protein of 841 amino acids. Lineage: Eukaryota; Metazoa; Arthropoda; Insecta; Hemiptera; Phylloxeridae. Gene Ontology annotation, biological process: phosphatidylinositol dephosphorylation. Gene Ontology annotation, cellular component: intracellular membrane-bounded organelle. The record is from RefSeq and is a predicted model, not a curated record. Gene Ontology annotation, molecular function: phosphatidylinositol-3,5-bisphosphate 5-phosphatase activity. The transcript is spliced from 14 exons.